This is a messenger RNA of Microthlaspi erraticum, 390 nucleotides long. The record is from the annotation of a GenBank genome assembly. Lineage: Eukaryota; Viridiplantae; Streptophyta; Magnoliopsida; Brassicales; Brassicaceae.
AUGGAAGAAGAAACUUGGAACCUUGCAAAGCUUGAAGAAUCGGCCCAGCGAUUCUGGUCGAAAUUCGUUGAGGAGAAACCUGAUCUCCAGGAAUUUGCAAUCGCACAAAGGAAUUGCUUUCCCCAGAGUUUCAUGGAUAAUUUCAUCGAUCGGCUAUCCAAAUCUCGCUGGACGCCAAAUCUGAAGUCUCAAUACCAGGAAAGUGAAGCAGCCCAAGUUAUGUCACUUGCUGCAUGGUCUAGAUGCAAAGGCCACAAGAGGUGGUGGUUUUCAUGGUUGGUGGAACAACAUACGAGGAAUCACGCUCCGUUUCUCUACAGAAUGCCACCAACGCCGGGAUUCAUGAGCCUUGAUCGAUUUCUCAAGGACUUGAAGAAGCACAAACGGUAG